Messenger RNA from Porites lobata, 1097 nucleotides. The record is from the annotation of a GenBank genome assembly. NCBI's taxonomy places the organism in Eukaryota, Metazoa, Cnidaria, Anthozoa, Scleractinia, Poritidae.
AUGGGAACCAGUCAGAAACCAGCGGUACCACAACUACAAUUAGCGGAACGGAAACAACAGAAGAAUAGUUUUUUGCAUUUAACACCUCAGUGGUUUUCCUUCAGUUUUUCGGUCUCAAAAACCAGUCAACGAGAUAUGGCUAGCACUCAAUCAUUAAGCGUUCUAUCAUGGAUAAGAGCGUUUCAUGUCUACAAGGGGUGGUGGACUCCUCACAACGGAGAAAGUCUACAACUUCAACCAGAACCUGAGAACCCGAAAGACAGAAAUGCAGUCAGCGUUGUCAAGGAUAGACGAGUCGUGGGACACAUGCCUUUGAUGUUGGUCAAUACGAAAGAGGGUUUGGGACUUAUAACACAUUUUCUUGCAAAGCCAGGGACCAAUGGAGUUGUCAACGUAUGUGGGAAGGCAGUCAAUCGGGGCGGAGGAUUAGGCAUGGAGAUCCCAUGUGAAUAUAUUUUCACUGGACCGCACAAACUCAUUGAGCGUUUGGAGAAGUGCUUGGAUCUUACAGAAAACCCAGCUGUCCGUAAAGAUAGUCUUUCAAGUGAAAAUGUCGAAAAGAAAAGAGGUAGAAAAAGGAAGGCAUUAACUAGAGAGUCUUCAAAGAAUUAGAAAUCUUGAUGAUAAAUGGCAAUGACAUGUCGAUAGUAUAAUUUUUACCGACUGAAAACAUGAUACUGUUAUCGUAUGAACAAUGAGACAAUUGAUUACACUCUGAUAUGUAACGACAAACAGGAAAUCGUGUUGAAUAAGAACUGUUAUCAUUGGAGUGUCCGUAAUAAAGAGGUUCAGUUUGUAUGAAUUUUUUCUCUGGGGCCGAGAUUUCGUGUCCGUUGUCCGUAUUAUAGAGGGUCCGUAUUAUAGAGGUUAUUUUUACAAAGAAUGUAUGGGCAUUUUCCCGGGACCAAGUGAACUGUCCGUAUUAGAGAGGUGUCCGUAAGGAGAGGUUCGACUGUAUCCGCUUUAUUAAGAUCGGUGGAAAGACGGUUUUUUUUUAUAAAGCACGGGUUAGUAAAGGCAUUUUAAGAAUCAAAGAUAUCCUCAAUGCUUACGAUAACUUCCUAUCCUUCAAAGACCUUAAAGAUACUUUCGACGUU